CGAGGCCGCCGCGGAGCGCUGGAGGGGGGAGCACGCCGAGGAGGCGGCUCGGCGCGCGGCGGACGCGGGCCGGGCGGCCCGGACCGAGGCGAGGCUGCAGACCGAGUUGGAGGAGGGGCACGGCGAGCUCCUCGAGGAGCAAGGCCGUGGCAGGGCCGCCAGGGCGGACGCGGAGAGGGAGCGGGCGGCCCUUGAGGACGAGCUCGACCGCACGCGCAAGGCGCACGCCAGGGAGGCCGAGCAGAGGGAGCAAGACGCCGAGGAGGCCUCCGGGAACGAGUCGCGGCUGGCCGCCCAGGUGGACAGGCUGCGCUCCGAGCACACAGAUGACCUGCUGCGCGUCGAGGCGAAGGAGCAAGCCGCCAGGGAGGAGGCGGCGACGCUGCAGGAGGAGGCCUCAAGGUGGCGCCAGGAGCACGCCUCGGAGUUCGACGGCCGGGAAGCCGAUUCAGAGAGGGCCUCGCGGCAGCAGGGCGAGCUGAGGGCGGAGCUGGAGGCUCUGCGGAGCGACGUCCAGGGCGAGGUGGAGCGCUGGCGGUCGGAGCACGCCGGCGAGGUCGGGCGUGCCAGCGAGGCGCGCGCCGCCGCGGCCGAGGAGGCGGCACAGCUUGCGGGGGAGGCCGAGAGGUGGCAGGUGGAGCACGCCGAGGAGGCGGAGCGCCGCACGAGGGAGGCCGAGGGUGCCGCUGGCAGCCUCGCCAAGCUUGAGGCCGAGCUGGGCGAGCAGCGCAGCGUGCUGGCCAGCGAGGUCGAGCGCGGCGCCGCUGCCGCCGCCGACGCCGAGCUGCAGCUGUGCCAGCUGCGGGGGGAGGCCGCCGAGCUGCGGCAGCAGCUGGCGGACAGCUCGGCGCGCUGGGAGGGCGACAAGGCGCAGGCGUCGCAGAGCGAGGCCGCGCUGCUCGCCCAGGUGGAGCAGGCGCGCUCCGAGCUCGCGGCCGAGGCGGAGCGCCGGGAGCGCGCGGCCGACGAGGCCUCCCGGGAACACGCGGCGCUGAGCGCCGAGGUCGACCUGCGGAGGCAGGAGCACUCCGAGGAGGAGUCCCGGCGGGCCGCGGAGGCGGAGGGGUGGCGGGGGGAGCUGUCGGAGGAGCAGGCGCGGGCCGAGGCCGCGGCGGCGCGGGCCCGCGAGGAGGUCUCCGACCUGCAGGCUGAGGUGGGCGCGGCGCAGAGGGCCCACACCGCGGAGGCCGAGGGGCGCGAGGCGGACGCCGCGAGGGCCGCCGGCACGGCCUCGGAGCUCGCUGCCGAGGUGGAGCGGCUGCGCUCGGAGUGGGACGAGGAGGCCUCGCGCGCCGAGGCGGCCGCGGCGCGCGCCAGGACCGCCGCGGACGCGCUCGCGGCCGAGGCUGAGCGGUGGCAGGCGGAGCACGAGGCCGAGCGGGGGUGCCGGAGGAGGGACGCCGAGGCGGCGGCCCAGGAGGAGGGCCAGCUGGCCGCGGAGCUCCGGUGCGUGCAGGGCGAGCUGGCCGCGGAGGGCGCGGCGCGCGCCGCGGACGCGGCAAAGUGGGCGGGCGAGGCCGCGAGGCUCGGCGGUCAGGCGGACGAGUGGCAGGCGGAGCACUCGAAGGAGGUGGAGCGCGGCAAGGUGGCAGCCGCCUCCUCCGCCAGAGAGGUGGCAGUGCUGCGGGACGAGAUCGAGUCGAUCCGCAGCGCGCACGACAGGGAGGCGAGGCAGCGCGAGGCGGACGCCGCCAGGGCCUCGGGCGACAACGCGCAGCUGAUGGCGCGGCUGGAGCGGGUGCGGUCAGAACACACGCAGGAGGUGCUGCGCGGUGAGGCGGCGGCCGCCAGGGCGAGGGAGGAGGCCGAGGGCCUGGAGGGUGGGCUCGCCCGGUGGCGGGCGGAGUGCGCGGCCGAGCGCGAGCAGAGGGCCGCCGACGCCGAGCGGGCCUGCGGGGAGCGGGCGGGCCUGGCCGCCAGCCUCGGGAGCGCCGAGGAGGCCCUGGAGAGGGAGGCGGACGCGCAGAAGGUCGCAGCCGCCAGGGCCGCCGAGGUGGCGGCGGGCCUGAGGGCGGAGGUCGAGGAUUGGCAGGGCAGGCACGCGAGGGAGCUGGAGCGCGGCGAGGCCGCUGAGGGCGCCGCCCGGAGGGAGGAAGACGCCCUGCGCCAGGAGGUCGGGCGCCUGGCGAGGGCCCGCGCCGAGGAGGCCGAGCGGGCGGAGGCGGACGCCGCGCGCGCGGAGGGCGGCGCCGCGGAGCUGGCCGCGCAGGUCGCGGGCCUGCGCGCGGAGCUCGACGAGGAGGUGCUCCGCGGGGAGUCGGCGGCCUCGAGGGCCGCGGGCGUGGUGGAGGGGCUGGAGGCGGCGGCGGGCCGCUGGCAGAGGGAGCACGCGGCGGAGCGCGAGAGGGGUGAGGCGGAGGCGAGGCUGGCGGGCGAGGAGCGGGGCGAGCUCCAGGGGCGGCUGCUGCAGGCGCAGGGCGAGUGCGAGCAGGAGGUCAGGGCCAGGGACGCGGCGGCGGCCCUGGCCGCCGACGAGGAGGCCAGGCUCCGCGGCGAGGCCGUCGAGUGGCGCGAGAGGCACGCCGAAGAGGCGCGGUGCGCUGCGGAGGCGGCCGACGAGGCCUCCCGGGAGCGCGCGCGCCUGGCCGACGAGGCGGGCCGCUGGCGGGAGGAGCACGCCGCGGAGGCAGAGCGGCUCGGAGCCGCGGUGGUGGACUGGGAGCGCCAGCGCGGGCUGCUGCGGGAGGACGCCGAGAGGUGGCAGGAGUCGCACGCGGAGGCGUCGGCCCAGGCGCUGGCGGCACAGGAGGCCCUGGACCUGGCGAGGCGCGAGGCCGCCGCCCUCUCCGCGAACGUGGAGGCCCGGCAGGCCGAGCUCGGCAGCGCCGCCGCGGGCGCGGCCGAGCGGGAGGCGGCCCUGCGGGCUGGCGCCGAGCGGGCCGAGGCCGAGCUCGGGAGCCUGCUGGCCUCGGCCGAGGGCGCGGCCGCCGAGGCGCGGGGCGAGGCCGAGGGCCUCCAGGCGCAGCUGCGGAGCCUGGAGAGCGACCUCGCCGAGGAGCUGCGCGGGCGCGGUGCCGACGCGGCGGCGGCCGAGGGGCGGGAGCAGACGCUGCGCGCCGAGGCGGAGGGCUUGAGGGCGAGGAGCGCGGAGGAGGCGCGCGGCGGCGAGGAGGCGCUGGCGAGGGCGCGGGAGGAGGCCGCGGCGCUUGCGGAUGAGGUGAGCCGCGUGACCGCCCUGCGCGCCGAAGACGCCGCGGGCGCGCGGGAGGCCGCCGCGGAGGCCGAGGAGGCGCUCGGCCGGCUGGGGGCGGAGGCGGAGAGGUGGCGGGAGGAGCACGACGCGGAGCGCGCCCAGGCACUGGCCACCGGCUCCGAGGCGGAGAGGCAGGCGUCGGAGAUGGGCGCCAGGGUCGCGGCGCUGCGGGCGGCGCUGGACGGCGAGGCGGCCCGCGUCGCCGCCGCCGAGGAGGCGCUGCGCGAGCGCGCGGAGGCGCUGCGGGAACUGGGGCAGGCCGCGGACGAGGCGGCGAGCAGGAGGGAGGAGGACGGCAGGCGGCUGGAGCGGGCGCUGGAGGAGCUGAAGGAGGGCGCCCUGUGCCUGCAAGAGGAGGCGGCCGCGCAGGAGAGGCGCCACGAGGACGCCGCCCACCAAGCCUGCGAGGAGGCGGCUGGCCUUACGGCCCGCCUCGCGCGGGCGCGUUCGGAGGCCGAGGGCGCGGAGCAGCGCUGCCGCGGCCUGGCGGAGGAGGCGGAGUCCCUGCGCUCGCGCCUCGCCUGCGCCGCCCGCAGCGGCGAGGAAGACGCGGAGGCCCGGAGCGCGGCCGCGGCCAGGCUCGCCUCCGAGCUCGAGGACUCCAGAGCCGCCUGCCGCGCGGAGGAAGGCCUCCGCCUGGAGGAGGCCGAGGCCCUGGCCGCGGAGCGCGCGGGCGCGGCGCGGCUGCAGCAGGAGCAUGCCGCGGAGGUGCAACGGCGCGAGGUGCAGGCCGCAGAGGAGGCCGCCCGCGCGUCCCGCGCCGCCUCCCUCCUGCGCGACGAGCUGGCCGAGGAGGCCGGGCGUGGCCGCGAGGCGGCGCAGGAGGCCGAGGCGGCCGCGAGCGCGCACGCGGCCGAGGUGGCGCGGUGGCGCGUGGAGCUGGCGGGCGAGCGGGGCCGCCGCGAGGCGGAGGCCUCGAGCGCGCGCGGCGAGGAGGCGGAGCUGGCCGCGAGGCUGCAGGAGGCCCGGGACGGGCUCGCGGAGCAGGGUCAGGCCGCCGAGGCGGCGGCGGCCAGGGCGGCGGGCGCCGCCGCGGCGCUGGCCUCCGAGGCGGAGGAGUGGCGGUCGGAGUGCGCCAGGGAGCGGGAGCGCCGGGAGGCCGCCGCGGCCAAAGCCGCCGGCGACGCCGCCAGCCUGGCCCAGGAGCUCGAGCGCUGGCGGCAGGAGCACGCGGAGGAGGCCCGCCAGAGGCGGGCCGGCGCCUCCGAGGCGGAGCAGGAGCGCGAGCGCCUUCUGGCCGAGGCGGCCGAGGAGCGCGCGAGGCGCGCGCAGGAGGGGCGCGCCGCAGAGGAGGGAGCCGAGAGGUCGGCCGCGGACCUGGCCGGCCUCGCCGCCGAGCUGGAGCGGGCCAGGGAGGACAUCGCGGCCCUGGAGGCGGAGGCCUCGGCCACUCGCCAGAGGCACGAGGAGGCGGCCGGCCUCCAGAAGCGGGAGGCCCGCGAGGCGGCCGCGGAGGCCGCUGGCCACGCCGAGGAGGCCGAGCGGGUGCGCCGGGAACGCGCGGAGCAGGCGCGGCUCUGGGAGGCGGCGGAGGACCGAAUGUUUCGCGUUCUGCCGCUGUUCAUUUCUCUGCAGGAGGCCGCGUGCGCGGAGGGGGCGCGCAGGGCGGCCGCCGAGGCCGAGGCGGCCAGCCAGGUGGCCGCGCUGCGCGAGGAGGCGGGGCGGCAGCGCGGGGAGCUGGCCGAGCGGGAGGCGCGCGCGGAGGCGCAGCUGGGGGAGCUGCGGGCGGAGCUGGAGCAGUCCCGGAGGCAGACCGCGGAGGAGGGGGAGGCCGCCGAGCGCAGCGCGGGCAGAGCCGCCGCCCUGGCCUCGGAGCUCUCUGCCAGCGUGGGCCGCUUGCGCGAGGAGUGCACCGAGGAGAGGGAGUCCAGCGAGGCCCUGUCGUCCCAGGCCAGGCAGGACGCCGCCGAGGCGGAGGCGAGGUUCGAGGCCCUGCAGAGGGCCCGUGCGGAGGAGGCCAGCCGCUACGAGACUCAGCUGAGCAGCCAGCGCGAGAGGCUCACCCAGGUGGAGAAGGACCUGGCGGGGGAGCGGGCGCAGGCCGAGCUGGCCCGCCAGGAGGCGUCGGGCCUGCGCGAGGAGGUGGCGCGCGUCAGGUCUGGCGCCUCUGGCGAGGCCGCGAAGCUGCAGGCGGAGCUCGCGCAGCUGAUGGGCGCCAAGGUGCCCGCGGCCGUGCCGGCGACGGCGGCUCAGCCCGUGGCGGAGCCCCCCAGGCCGGCGGAGCCGGCCGUGACCGUGCAGCAGCCGCCGGCCGCCGCUGCGGAGUCCGAGGCCGUGCCCGGCCUGGCCGCGGCGCUGCGGGACGCGGGCCUCGCCAGCUCCGUGGACGCGGCGCUGGGGUGGUGCAGGGAACAGGGCGCCGAGCUGCUGGAGGAGGUGGUGGAGUUCUUCGACGACUUCGCGGAGGAGGUCGGUCUCAGCUCGGAGGACAGGGCACGGCUGCUGGACCGCCUGCGCAUGGAGGACCCGCAGUAUGCGGAGGCCCGGCGGCUGGUUGACGAGACGGAGGCGGAGCUGGCGCGCCUUAACGGGGAGUCCAAGAAGGCGCCCAAGAAGAGCAAGGGGCCGAUCCUGGCGCAGAUCAAGGAGCUGGAGGCGUCGGGCGCCUACCUGGCCGCCCGGCGCCUGCUCGACGACCCGGCCGCGGAGGCGGAGCGGCGCCGGCGGGAGCGGUGCGGGGCGGCCGAGGCCCGGGCCCGGGGGGCGCUCGCGCGGCGCGACCUGCCCGCCGCCACGGCGGCGCUGGCGGAGCCUCGUUUGUGGCUGGUCGGCGAGGCCGGGUCCCUCGCGGCGGACGUGGCGGCGCUGCGGUCCGCCCUGGCGGCGGAGCAGGCGGCCGCCUCCAAGGGCGGUGCGCCGGCGGACGAAGAGCAGAAGAAGCGCAUGGAACUGCGCAGGGCCAAGUCCAAGCGCGAGUUCGCGUUCGACCCCCCGUGCGGCGCAGAGCUCGAGCAGGCGCGGGUCCUGAGACUGCGCGUGGACCCCGCGCUCGGCCCUGGCAUCGAUACCCGCGCGACCUGGUACGGCAUGGUCGUCGACGAGGUGGACGACGAGCCAGGGCAGCCCGGCCUCGGGGCGGGCGACUGCGUCGUCUCCAUAGGCGGCGUCUCCCUGCAGGAGCACGAAGACUGCGAGCCGCUGUACGUCGACGCCCUCGCCGACGGGGUGGAGGUCGAGGUUGAGCCGCACUGCGUCGUCAGGGGGGCCGUGCCGCCAGGGUCCACCGUGGACUGGGAGGCCCUCGAGGGGGACCUGGUCGCGUUCGCAGAGGACUACCAGGUCGAGCUGAGCGUGGCGGCCGACAGGGGGGAACUGCGGCUGAGCGGGCCGCGGCCCGCCGUUGCCGCGGCGCGGGAGGACGCGCUGGCGCUCGUGGCCGCCUAUUUCCCCAUGUGA
Messenger RNA from Prorocentrum cordatum, 6589 nucleotides. NCBI's taxonomy places the organism in Eukaryota, Dinophyceae, Prorocentrales, Prorocentraceae. The record is from the annotation of a GenBank genome assembly.